Molecule: messenger RNA, 4706 nt
Organism: Perca flavescens (yellow perch)
Lineage: Eukaryota; Metazoa; Chordata; Actinopteri; Perciformes; Percidae
Gene: pax2a
Product: paired box 2a
Exons: 12
Coding region: 539-1975 (478 amino acids)
Biological process (GO): regulation of transcription by RNA polymerase II; anatomical structure development
Molecular function (GO): DNA-binding transcription factor activity, RNA polymerase II-specific; RNA polymerase II cis-regulatory region sequence-specific DNA binding
Source: RefSeq, a predicted model, not a curated record
AGAGGGGCUUCAUUCUCAGCCCAAAGCUUCGCUCAGGCACAGCCCAUUCUGGAGGAGAGGGGGACGCACUGCUCUGUACUUCGCCGUGUCCAUGUUGUUGUCAUCUCCGCCCCUAUCUGAUUAAACUACAGAGCCCGCCUGUGCUCCACGCCGUCAGAGGAGAGGGAUUUUCCGGCCGCAGAUUCCCGAGCGGACCCGUGGAGACUCAGCUAAACUUUUGUUUUCCUCAUGAUGUCCUUUAAACACAAACAGUGACCCGGUUUGAGUCAAUGUUACUGCGACUAGUGCGCUCUGCACACGCGUGGGUCAUGCUCUGCACCUGACAGCCCUUCUGCAAGACUUUUGAGUUUAGACUUGAACAGGAGGAAAACUUAGCAUCGCCCCAAGAAGUUGUCCACUGCUGCGGACUCUUCGCACACGGACUGUUGUACACCAAAUUAUAUAGGCUAUCCUUGUUUUUUUUUUUACCGCUUCAAAGCUCCAUCACCGAGGCGAAACGGCGACCUCAGUCGAUUACCUUUCUUUCCUUUGCUAUCCCAUGGAUAUUCACUGCAAAGCGGACCCCUUCUCGGCGAUGCACCGGCACGGCGGUGUGAACCAGCUCGGCGGGGUGUUUGUGAACGGCAGACCCCUCCCGGACGUGGUGAGGCAGCGGAUCGUGGAGCUGGCCCACCAGGGCGUCCGGCCCUGCGACAUCUCCAGACAGCUACGGGUCAGUCACGGCUGUGUCAGCAAAAUCCUCGGCAGGUACUACGAAACCGGCAGUAUUAAACCCGGAGUCAUUGGUGGCUCCAAACCAAAGGUUGCAACUCCGAAAGUGGUGGAUAAAAUUGCUGACUAUAAGCGCCAGAAUCCAACCAUGUUCGCUUGGGAGAUAAGGGACCGACUACUGGCUGAGGGCGUCUGCGACAACGACACUGUCCCCAGCGUUUCAUCCAUCAACAGGAUUAUUCGCACCAAAGUCCAGCAGCAAUUCCACCCGUCCCCUGACGGAUCUGUUACACCGCUCUCCACGCCCGGCCACACCAUAGUGCCCAGCACCGCCUCGCCCCCUGUGACCAGCGCCUCCAACGAUCCCGUAGGAUCCUACUCCAUCAACGGCAUUCUGGGUAUCCCCCGCUCCAACGGCGAGAAGAGGAAACGAGACGAUGUUCUCUGGAGUGGCAACCACUUGGAUGGAAGGAAAAUAGGACAUUAUGGCUCAGAUGGCUCAGGCCCGGGCAGCGACUCUCAGGGCAGCGUGGAGAGUUUAAGGAAGCACCUGCGAGCAGAUGCCUUCACCCAGCAGCAGCUGGAGGCCCUGGACCGUGUGUUUGAACGUCCUUCUUACCCUGAUGUCUUCCCCACUUCAGAACACAUCAAACCUGAACAGGCGAAUGAGUACUCACUCCCAUCCCUGAACGCAGGCCUGGAUGAUGUGAAGCCAAGCCUUUCCACCAGCGCCAGCUCCGACCUCGCCUCCAGUGUCUCCCAGAGCUACUCUGUUGUGACAGACUCUCACCCAUCAUAUCCACCUUCCAUGUGUGUAAAGCGAGAGCCCCAUGAGGCAUCCUUUGCCCCCUUCACCCCCUCCUCUGUUGAAGACUCUACUCUAGCUGACAUCUUGUCCCACCAGUCCAGCCUCUCUGUAGAUGCCUCUACUCCCAGCUACCCUGCCCAUGCCCACGGCCACUGCUACAGCCAGUAUGCCAGCCAGCCCUUUAUAGCAGGUCGAGACAUGGCCAGUACCACUUUACCUGGCUACCCGCCUCAUGUCCCCCCCACAGGACAAGGCAGCUACCCCACCUCCACACUCGCUGGAAUGGUUCCUGGAGGGGACUUUUCUGGAAACCCUUACUCUCAUCCACAGUACACCACUUACAACGAAGCAUGGCGGUUCAGCAAUCCAGCAUUACUAAGUUCCCCUUAUUAUUAUAGUGCCGCAUCCCGUGGCUCCGCACCUCCCACUGCUGCCACUGCCUACGACCGCCACUAGUUACUAUGGAGACCAGUUCAAACUGCAGGGCCAGGGCUUCGGCCUCCAUAUUGUCCCCGUCUAAGAAACACUGAGGUCAAAGGGAAGCAAGGGGGAAUCCUAAAGGAAACCCUGUGAUGUUACGUGAUGUGGAGGAAGGAUCGGCGAGGUCGACGCCGGUGCAUCUAGCCCAGCUUCAGCGUCACAAACUUUGGGUCAAAAGGGCUCGUGGGCGUUCAGAACUCACCCAUCAUGCCCUCAAUCUCUCACAGGCCCGAACAUUUCCAGAAUGACUUUAAGAGAUUAUAUAAAUAUAUAUAUAUAUAUAUAUAUAUAUAUAUUAUAAAAUAUAAAUUGAAGAAAAACAGUGUGAAGAAUACCAUGUGGAAAACAAUGUUGUGGGUUUUUAUUUUUGUUUUUUUGUUGCUGUUGUUGUUGUUAUUUUAUUCAUGGAUCCUCACAUUGCUUUUUUGUGAUGAACUGCAGUAUUGUUCUGCUCUAGAGAGAUAAGGUCCAGGGGAGAUGACAAUGGUCCCAUAGCUUGAUGAUGCAGCGACUUGAACCAGUGUUGCUAGGCAUCUUUGACACUUGUGGCUCCACACUGUAGGGAGGGCUUUGCUCUGGUGCUUUGACUACAUCUUCUGCUCCCAUUUCUCUUGUCCCACGUACAUUAUCAGAUAAACACAGCAUGUCCUACAACGUUUACUGACCCUACAUAAACCAAUGGCAACAUCACACUCCCUGUGGCAAACAAUCAGAUGUAAAAAUGUAAAUCAUUUUGCAAAGUAUUAAAAACAUGGUGACCACAAAAUGGCCUCGCCAGAAUUUUAAAUACUUUAAAUUAUUUUUUUUCGUCACUAUUUUUUAAUGUAAAAAGGUUAUCAAAGAUUCUUUCAGAGUAGUUGUCACAUUUCCCUAAUUUCCCAGUCAUGUCCAUGUCCAUGCAUGAUCAUCCUUUGCUCUUUUUUUGCACUAUAACCGCAGCUUUGUUAAUUUAUUUGGUACAUUCACUUAAAAUUAAUUUGAAUUAACCUACCAAUUUUAGACAUAAGUUGAUACUUUAUGUUGGAAAGUGUAGGCGUUAAAAACACAAAGCAGGCAGACAGACAGACAGACAGACAGACAGACAGACAGACAGACAUGUUUUUGUGAAAACAUCCUUUUCUGAGUAAAAGCGAUGCUUUCGAGUUUCUGAGGAGUUUGUAAGCCAUAGCCCUAUGGCUACAUGAACAAAUUCAAUUCUCCUGGGUUAUAAUCCAUUCAGCUACUUAGUCAUACCACUAGAUGCCUACACAGUUUAGAAAGCUGUAUGCAGUUGAGCGAACCAACUGUAAAUUAGCUUCAACAAUUGCCUUACAAACCUGUUUUUUUUAAAUGUAAAUUCAUGCCUGUUCAACAAAAUUAAUUGCCUUUGCAAACACAUAUUCACCUCCCUCCUUGAUUUAUGUUCUACUCUCCAUUGGGACUGAAAAGAAAUACUGAUUCAGUUUGCUUUUUGGAAAAAAUAUUUUGUGAAUGUACUUUUAACUACAUUUGCCAAAGACUUAGUUUGAUAUUUAAUAUUUUAUUUACAGUAUAUGUAUGCAUAAAUAAAUCAGUAUUAUCUUUUAAAUAAGUAGUCAACACUGAACAUGUAUGUCGUAACUCAACAGGCGAACAACAUGAUGCAUAUGACUGUAAUGAAAAAGGUGAAAUUCAAUGACUCAAUACUCCAUCAGUUGCAACAAAAUGCUGCUUUGUAGAAUGAUUUGUGAAUAACGUGAAGACAAUUCUUCUCUGUAAAUAUUAUCACACACACCAUUCCAGGAUCAUACUAAUGUACUGGCUCCCUUUGUAGAUAUACAGACUGAAAAAAAAACAUGCAUUACAUUUGUGUGUUAAUGUAAUGUUGUGCUAUGAGGAAAAGCACAACCACUAUAUAACCUGUGGCUACAUAUACUGUAGUAGCAGGUUUCAGAUGCUAACAUCACAUAGGUUGUCUUUGUCAUUUUAUUUUGUUUUCAUGAUAAUGUCAUGAUAAUGUUUUAUGUCACUAUGCAAUGAGUUAAAUGGCUUUCUGUAACAUCUUUUGUUGUUGGGCUCAGAUUAAGUAAUCCCCAUGGAGAACAGCAUAAAAGUUAACAAGUAAAAAGACCUCCGGUGUGAAAUGGUUUCUUUCUCAUUUCACUUUUGCUCCACCAAUUCCCUUAAAUAAAGAUGCGAUCAAACUGAAGUCCUUGGCAACAAUCAAAGAUAUUGUCCUGUUUGCUGUUAGUAGAUGUUGUGAUCAUUAUGUUAAUCCAAAUUACAGUAAUCUGUGCCUCCAUGUAUAGAAACACAUCCACACUUAUUACCAUCAUCCAUCUCUCCUCCCUCCCUCCACUCACUCUACCAACACAACUCUUUAGGGCAGGGCAUCCGAGAUGAAAUUUAGCUGUUGUUGCUGAGGGCACCGGAUAACGUAGAAACAGACUGUGUUUCUACUCUUCUGGAGAAGCUAUCCUCUACAUAUUGCACUUGGGAUUUGCCUAUUUCUGUCUAUGUGUAGUUCGACAUAUCUGAAAAUGAAACACUGGCAGUGCAAGCCACCGUCAUUCAGGUGGAGUCUUUGCUUUAGGAAGCGGAGCACCUCUGAAGGAAUGGGUCUUCUGCUGUUGUAAAGAUGAUACAGGAGAUGUGUCAUGGACAUAAAAAGGAUUUCUGGUGAAAAUCUAUACGGAAAGCCUUGUGGCCUCAAUCAUUGUUCUGUUUCAGUUCUGUUCCAAUUAUUUUU